Dendronephthya gigantea is the source of this 723-nucleotide messenger RNA. RefSeq lists its product as uncharacterized. The transcript is spliced from 2 exons. The record is from RefSeq and is a predicted model, not a curated record. NCBI's taxonomy places the organism in Eukaryota, Metazoa, Cnidaria, Anthozoa, Malacalcyonacea, Nephtheidae. Bases 1 to 723 code for a protein of 240 amino acids.
AUGGGUCCAUGUAAGCACAAGCUGAACUGUAUUGGAACAUUCGCAUCGCAGCUCCGACACGAGGACCAGACAACGACAGAAGAAAUAUUUGUCGUGAAAGGCUUAGAAAGACCACUACUCGGAAGGCAAGCAUCCCAGAAUCUGAAGCUAAUCAAUCAAGUCAACGUGGAUGUACUAAACAAGGUUGAAACAGAAAAAACCAUAAGAGAAAAGCAUCCCAAUCUCUUCACUGGUCUCGGACAAAUUAAAAACCUAGAAUACGAUAUCAAAAUCACUCAAGAUGCAAUCCCGUUUGCCAUCACAGUACCACGACAAGUACCGAUUCCACUCCGCAAAGAAACUCAACGAGAAAUAAAAAGAAUGGAACAAAACGGAGUGAUAUCGCGAAUUGAAGAUCCGACUGAAUGGUGCGCCCCGAUGGUGGUAACACCAAAAAGCAAUGGAAAGAAGUGUAUGUCUCAAAUCCUCGAAGGUUUAGAAGGUGUCGAAUGCAACAUUGAUGAUGUUCUAAUAUAUGGUACAACACAAGAGGAGCACGACCAAAGAUUGGAAAAGGUACUCCAACGACUCGGCGAUGCCAACGUCACCCUUAAUCCUGAAAAGUGUGUAUUCAACGUCCCCAGCGUGAAAUUUUUAGGUCAGAUUGUUGGAUCUGACGGCAUAAAACCAGACCCAGAAAAUACAAGCAAUCCUGAAAAUGCCACCACCAACCAACAUACAUGA